GUGGGGAGGAAAGGGUGUAUUGGGAUUAUGGUGAGGUGCCCCCAUCUCGAUGCCCUGCUCAUCUCGGAACGAUGAUGGCCUGGUUCCUAUCAGCUUAAGGGGUAGGGGGGAUAUCUGUCGUGGAUGGUGUCACACAUCCUUCCUGACAGCCCACCCUUACUCACAGAGGGAGAUGACUGGUGCCGAUACUGGGAUCGAUUCUCGGUGUGGUGCGGACUAACGAAUCAGUAUGUCUCUGACUGUAUUCCAUACCGAGGCUUGGAGGCGGCGCACGGACCAGCGAACUCGCCUUUCAUUCGAGGACAGCGACCUCUGUGCAGGCGACUCCAAAGCAAGCAGCUCCUGGGCACACUAUGUUGUGUUGUGUUCAUGCUCCACCACAAUUUGCGGUUGCGACUCGCCCGAUUGUGCCGAUGCUUACUUGGACAUGGAAGUCCGUGAAGGCUUCUCGGAGCUGUCAGCCAAGGCGCUAGGCGUGAUACGCAGCGUGAAGCUCCCGCACCCCAAGGGCGUCUUGUUGGAGUGCUUCGUCACCGAAGCUGCUGACUGCGAUCGGGCUGCCCAACAUCUGCUGGACCGAAUCCCUGCCGAAGGCACCAAAGGCGACGUUGCCGCUUGUCUUGACGCUUUCUGCUCCGAUUGGGUCAGGCUGGUUUCCUACUUUGUGCACGAUGGUCCGGGCCGGCCGUUGCGUGACCGCCGCUAUGUGCCUGUAAUCACGCGACGUGAAGGCGGCAUCUGCCGCCUUUCGGGUCUAGGCGACUCGUGGCGGGAUCGCCUUGCUGUGUAUCCUAUCCUGCCCGUCUUUGAGAACCACCAAGUUAAACUCGACCCGGUAGGUAGGCCUGCAACCAGGACUGGUCGACACUUCUUGGGAUUCUGAGGUGGCUAAUAUUUGGCUCUCUUG
This is a messenger RNA of Thermothielavioides terrestris NRRL 8126, 907 nucleotides long. RefSeq lists its product as uncharacterized. Bases 428 to 883 code for a protein of 151 amino acids. The transcript has 2 exons. NCBI's taxonomy places the organism in Eukaryota, Fungi, Ascomycota, Sordariomycetes, Sordariales, Chaetomiaceae. The record is from RefSeq and is a predicted model, not a curated record.